This is a messenger RNA of Microplitis mediator, 7092 nucleotides long. It is a transcript of the gene MRP, whose product is annotated as multidrug resistance-associated protein 1. The record is from RefSeq and is a predicted model, not a curated record. Lineage: Eukaryota; Metazoa; Arthropoda; Insecta; Hymenoptera; Braconidae. Gene Ontology annotation, biological process: transmembrane transport. Gene Ontology annotation, molecular function: ATP binding; ATP hydrolysis activity; ABC-type transporter activity. Gene Ontology annotation, cellular component: membrane. The transcript is spliced from 14 exons. The coding region runs from base 436 to 5250 and encodes 1604 amino acids.
CUCGGCAUUCGGCCAUUCGUAAGCAGUAACACCAGCAAGACACAUCAGUAGCAAUGUCUUCCAAUAGUAGAAGACAAAAUAAUUAUUUAUCAUCAUCGUCGUUGUGUUCCAGUGAAUGUUACAAAUAUUAAUUUGAGUGAAAAAGGUUACUCGAGGGCAACACAAAUAAAUUACAUAUAAUAAAGACGCGGGUUUUUUGUCUUGUCUAUUUUUUAACGACCGUCUCUCUCACUUGGCCACGCUGACUUUUCACGAUACGCCGCCACCGCUGCUGAUAGUUUACAGUUUACUUACACUACCUCGAUAUAGGUUGCGAAAUUAAAUUACUCUUUUGAUGGUGAAAGCUAUUGGGUUUGCUGCUUGUGAAGAAAACUUGAUCAGUUAAAUUGUUGAUUUAUUUAUCGGAGAGAACUGGGAUAAAGGUUAAUCACGAAGAUGGAGAAUAAUUCUAUGGACCAGUUUUGCGGCUCUACAUUUUGGGAUUCAAACUUAACUUGGUACACCGAGGACCCAGAGAUAACGCCGUGUUUUCAAAAAUCGGUGCUGGUAUGGGCACCGUGCAUAUUCCUCUGGGUAUUUUCGUUGCUGGAAACGUAUUAUCUGAUAAACAGCAAAAGAAAAAAUAUUCCUUAUACCUGGAAGUUUAUUUCCAAAGGAGUACUUACAAUUGUUCUUAUAGUACUUAGUGUUGUUGAUUUAGCAGUAGCGAUACAUAAUAGCAAUUAUACGACAGUUUUCAAUGUUGACUAUUACACGCCGUUUAUUAAAAUCAUUACCUUUGGUUUAGCAUUAUUAUUGAUGCAUUACAAUAGGAAAUGUGGGAUGCGAACUUCUGGAUUGUUGUUUUUGUUUUGGUUCUUAUUGGCCUGUUUUGGUGCCGUACAAUUCAGAAGUCUUAUCAGGGAUUAUAAUAAUCAACCUGAGCUGCCUUACUCUUUUGUAUCAUACAUGAUAUAUUAUCCAGUGGUAUUGGUAUUACUAUUGCUCAAUUUUCUUGUGGAUGCAGAGCCGAAAUUUUCGCGAUACGGGCAGGUGGAAAGGCCAUGUCCGGAGCAAGCUGCGUCGUAUCCAUCAAGAAUAUUGUUCGCUUGGUUCGAUGCACUGGCGUGGAAGGGUUUCAAAAAGCCCUUGACUACCUCUGACUUGUGGUCAAUGAACCCGGAGGAUACGGCAGCGGAAAUCGUUCCUAAGUUCAAUAAAUACUGGACGAGAAAUAUUCAAAAAUGCGACAACCAGGGUACCAAGGCCUCAUUUCGCAAAGCCUCGGGCCAGGUCGACUUCGACAGUACCCGGAAGAGAAAAGUCGCGUCUGUUAUUAUACCUCUAUACAAAAUAUUUGGUCCAACUCUUCUUUUUGGCGGGUUACUUAAAUUAUCACAGGAUAUAAUGACGUUUAUCAGUCCUCUAGUAUUAGGAUUACUUAUAAACUUUGUAUCAGGAAAAGAAGAAAUGUGGAAGGGUUAUUUUUAUUCCGUUCUUCUUCUGCUAACAGCAAUAUCUCAAACAUUAGUCUUGUCGCAGUACUUCAACCGAAUGUUUAUCGUGGGCAUGAGAAUGCGCACAGCCCUUGUCGCGGCUAUUUAUCGUAAAGCGCUCAGAAUGUCAAAUGCCGCACGUAAAGAAUCAACAGUGGGUGAAAUAGUUAAUUUGAUGUCCGUGGAUGCGCAACGAUUCAUGGACUUGAUGCCCUACAUCAACAUGAUCUGGUCAGCGCCUUUGCAAAUCGGAGUUGCGCUUUACUUCCUCUGGGGUGAGCUAAAUGCUGCUGUUUUUGCUGGUCUAGCUGUCAUGAUUGUUCUUAUUCCAAUAAACGCUUUUAUCGCCAAUAAAGUCAAGACUUUGCAGAUAAAACAAAUGAAGAGCAAAGACGAGAGAGUCAAACUUAUGAAUGAAGUAUUAAACGGCAUUAAAGUACUUAAAUUAUAUGCAUGGGAGCCGUCGUUUGAGCAGCAAAUUUUGAAAAUAAGAAGUAAAGAAAUAAAAGUCCUCAAAGAAGCGGCUUACCUCAACGCGGGAACAAGUUUUAUAUGGUCCUGCGCUCCGUUUUUAGUUUCUUUCGUGUCAUUUGCUACCUAUGUCUACAUUGACCCGGCAAAUGUCCUGGACAGCAAGAAAGCUUUUGUGUCUUUGAGUUUAUUCAAUAUCCUGCGGUUCCCGCUGUCGAUGCUACCCAUGGUAAUAAGCAACUUUGUACAGGCGAUGGUUUCUAUCAAGCGAAUAAAUGCAUACAUGAAUGGGGAAGAAUUAGAUCCAAAUAACGUUCAACAUGAUCAGUCAGAAUUACACCCAUUGAUAAUUGAGAAUGGGACUUUCAUCUGGGACUCGGAGACUUCGGACAAGCCUACGUUGAAGAACAUAAACCUCCAAGUGCAGCAAGGACAGUUGGUGGCUGUUGUGGGGACAGUUGGAUCGGGUAAGAGUUCACUGAUAUCGGCUUUCCUUGGAGAAAUGGAACGAAUAAGCGGAAGAGUCAACACCAAAGGAUCAAUAGCUUACGUUGCUCAGCAAGCAUGGAUCCAAAACGCAACUUUGCAAGACAAUAUUUUAUUUGGGAAACCCAUGGACAAAGCUCUGUAUGCCAAAGUAAUUGAUGCGUGUGCUCUUGGUCUGGAUAUCAAAAUGCUGCCGGCUGGAGAUCAAACGGAAAUCGGCGAGAAAGGAAUAAAUUUAUCUGGUGGGCAAAAACAAAGAGUUGCUCUUGCUCGGGCUGUUUACACUGACUGCGAUAUUUAUUUUCUUGAUGAUCCUCUCAGUGCCGUUGACUCUCAUGUCGGAAAGCAUAUUUUUGAAAAUGUCAUUGGACCCAGUGGUUUGCUAAAAAAAAAGACACGUGUGCUUGUAACUCAUGGUAUUACUUACUUGCCGGAAAUCGAUAAUAUUGUUGUGUUAAAAGACGGCGAGAUAACGGAAAGCGGGACAUACAAACAGUUGAUGGAAAAACGAGGAGCUUUUGCUGAUUUUCUUAUUCAACAUCUUCAAGAAGUUAAGCCUGAGGAUGUGCCGGAAACUGAGCUGACGGAAAUUAAACAGCAACUUGAGUCGACUAUCGGACCAGAAGAACUUCAACAGAAAUUAACAAAAGCACGAUCUAGAUUGUCGAUCACUCACAGCGAGUCUGGAUCCAUUGAUCAGAAAUCAUUGACCGGUUCUUUACACAGACAACAAUCCAUAGACAGUCAAAAAUCGGUUAAUAUCAUGCGCAGUUCUAGCAUCAAGGAUAAUUCACUUACCGUCAAAGCCGGUGAGAAAAUAAUUGAAGCUGAAAAAACAGAAACCGGAAGUGUAAAAUUACGUGUCUACGCUCAUUAUUUAAAAUCAAUCGGUUGGUUUUUGUCAAUAUCGACAAUAAUAAUGAACGCCAUUUUCCAAUCGUUCAGUAUUGGAUCAAACAUCUGGAUCAGUGACUGGUCUAAUGACAAGACAGUUGUUGUCAAUGGAACAGUUGAUGACACUAAAAAACUUACGUAUGUCUCUGUGUACGGAGCUCUAGGUCUAGGUCAAGCGAUUUUUGUGCUUGUGGCACAGCUGAUUUCGGCUGUUGGCUGUCUGCGAAGCAGUAAAACGCUGCAUGAUGAAUUAUUAUCUGGCGUACUACGUUUACCUAUUGGAUUUUUCGAUACGACGCCGUCUGGCAGACUAUUAAAUCGUUUUGGCAAGGACGUUGAUGUUGUCGACAAUGUAUUACCGAUGAAUCUUAGAACAUGGUUACUUUGCCUCGCAGGGGUACGUAUUUUGUCAAUCCUUAUAUCGGUAAAUUUGGCAAUAGGAUCAGUUAGAGCAUGCGUUAAAAUGUUUCAACAAUUAUUGGUGCAAGUGCUACGCAAUCCUAUGUCAUUUUUUGACAGCACACCGGCAGGUCGUCUGUUGAAUCGGUUUGGUAAAGAUACAGACGUCGUUGACAAUAUUAUACCAAUUAAUCUACGAUCUUGGCUAAAUUGUUUUUUCUCGGUGAUUGCUACACUUGUAGUAAUAAGUUACAGUACUCCGAUAUUUAUAUCGGUGAUAGUACCUAUUGGUGUCAUUUAUUAUUUCAUUCAACGUUUUUACGUUGCGACGUCACGUCAAUUAAAACGUUUAGAAUCAGUAUCCAGAUCUCCUAUUUAUUCUCAUUUUGGUGAAUCCAUAACAGGUGCUCAAACAAUACGUGCAUUUAAUGUACAAGAAAGAUUUAUCUAUGAAUCAGAACGUCGAGUUGAUUUCAAUCAAAUUUGUUACUACCCAAGUAUUAUAAGUAAUAGAUGGCUGGCGGUGAGAUUAGAAAUGUUGGGCAACAUGAUAAUAUUUUUUGCCGCAAUAUUUUCUGUACUUGGAAGAGACUCAUUGAGUCCUGGUCUUGUUGGUCUGUCAAUUAGUUACGCACUUCAGAUAACGCAGACAUUAAAUUGGCUCGUGAGAAUGACAUCAGACGUCGAGACAAAUAUCGUCGCUGUUGAAAGAAUAAAAGAGUACGGAGAGACACCACAGGAAGCCGCAUGGGAAAUUCCUAGUACGGCUCCACCAAAAGAUUGGCCUUCAGAAGGCUGCGUCGAGUUUCGUGACUACAAAGUCCGCUACCGAGAGGGUCUCGAUCUUGUGCUCAACGGGAUAAGUUUUGCCGUGAACGGCGGCGAGAAGAUUGGAAUUGUCGGCCGUACCGGAGCCGGCAAAUCUUCUUUGACGUUGUCGCUAUUCAGAAUAAUUGAGGCCGCUGGAGGUAAAAUAUUCAUCGACGGCAUCGACAUAUCCGAGCUCGGUCUCCAUGCAUUGAGAUCAAGGCUCACAAUUAUUCCUCAGGACCCAGUUCUCUUCUCAGGCACUCUGCGUCUCAAUUUGGAUCCCUUUGACUCACACACUGAUGAACAAAUUUGGCAGGCGCUCGAACACGCGCACUUGAAAACGUUUGCCAAAACUCUUCCCAAUGGACUCAUGUACUCGGUGUCCGAGGGCGGGGACAAUUUGAGCGUCGGUCAGCGGCAAUUAAUUUGUUUGGCUAGAGCUCUAUUAAGAAAAACUAAAAUUCUCAUACUGGAUGAGGCUACUGCUGCUGUGGAUCUAGAGACAGACGAUCUUAUUCAACAGACUAUCAAAGAAGAAUUUAAAGACAGUACUGUUCUUACUAUUGCUCACAGACUCAAUACAAUCGUUGAUUCGGACAGGGUAAUUGUUUUAGAUAAAGGAGUUAUAACAGAGUUCGAUAAACCGGAAGUUUUAUUGCAAACACCGACCAGCGCAUUUCACAGUAUGGCUAAAGACGCCGGAAUGGUCGCGUAAUUUAUCAAUAAAUUUUAAUUAAUAUUAUUUUUUAUCAUUAAAUAAAUAUUUUUAUUCACCAAAAAAACGCACACUCCAUUUCUUCAGUGCGUUGGUAACAGAUGAGAUAUUUCACACAGCAUAUGAAGAAAGUAUUAAAUUUAAAAUACUCGGCGAAUUAAUUUUAAAAAAUAUUUAAAUCAAAAUUGUCAUUGUAUUUAAAUUAUAAAUUUAACCUCAGCCGUUUAACUUAAAUAGGCCAGAUUGCUACUUAACCGAAAGUUAUUACAUUGACUACUGCCAAUCUAGUAAUUAAAAAAAUUAACUACUUAAUUAAUUAAUUAAUAUUAUUGUUUAAUAAUCUAUCACUGAGAUUUCAAAUAAUUAGUCUGUCUUGUUUUUAUUAUUGUUAUCACUUCAAUUGUCUUUUAUUGCCGACUAUGUAUAAUUUUAUAUUUAUUUAUAAUUUUUAUUUGUAUACUUACUUUUUUUUGUAAUUUAUAAUUAUCGAAAAAAUAUCACGAACUAGGGAUAGAUUGUCAUAAAUUUGUUUUAUUUUUGGUAUAAUAUAAAUUAUUAUUACAAUGCACAUUUUGCCUUUUAUCAAGUGAUAAAAUAAGAAUUUUUAAGUACAAUCUAGUAAUAAUUGAAAUUUAUGGGCAUUCUCAGAUAGUGCCUCCACUUUUUAAAAUUUUAAAUUAAGUGUCAAAAUUUUAUUAAUUAAUUAGAAAAUAAUUUAAGUAUUAAUUAUAAAAAUGACAAUUUCGCGGACAGAAUUUUUAAAAAAUUUCUUAGUUUUUAUCAAGUAGAAGUUAAACGAAAUUUUUUGAAUAAAUUUAAACCUACAAAAUUUGAAAGUUUGAAUUUCCCAAUUCCCAUGAUUUUACGGAAAUUUAUUUAAAAAAUUUCCUUCAACUCCAAAUUGAUGACAACUUUGUAAUUUUUUAAAAUUCUAUCCCAGCGGAAUUGCAACUCCGUUGUCUUUUUUUUAAUGAAUGCUUCCAUUUUUUUUUAAUUAUCUAAUAAAAUUUUAAUAUUUUAAAAAGUGAGGGCUGUCUGACAAUGGUCUUAAUUAACUGAACAAAAAAACUUCAAACGAAUUACUAUAAUAAUAAUAAUAACAAUAAUAUUAGAUAAUUUUAUUUUUAAUGUAAUUUAAAAAAAAAACGAAUGUAGAAUUUAAUUACUAAUUAUUAUUUACCACGUUAUCAAAAGCUUGAAAAUAAUCUAUUACACGUUAUAUUUUAAUUACCUGACAUGUAAAUCCUUUUAUUCAAAGUAGAUAAGUUAAGUAGCGAUAAAAGAAAAAAAAUAAAAAAAAUAUUUGUACCUAAUUAUCAUGUACUUACCUUUUAUGUGGCAAGUACUUUUAAUUAAUUUAUUAAAAUAAUACACUUCUAUAUAUGAGCUCAUAUUUUAUUUUUCGGUAAUAAAAAAAUUUUUAAAAAAUAUAUUAUUAUAUAGAAAUAUAUAAGUUUUUAAAAUUUAAAAAAAAAACAACCCAUUAAACCAUUUUUGGAAGCUCAUUAAUUAAUUUAAGAUUUUUUUUAUACUUUAUUGCAAUUAAACAUCUGACAAAGCGGUUUUAAAUUAAUUACACUCAUUAUCAUUAUUAUUAUUAUUAAUAUUAUUUAUUUGUUCUUUAAUUAAAAACUUUCAAAACUUUAAUUCAUUUUUUCUACUUUCAAAUCUUGGCUAGUUGUCCGUUUAUUUUAUUACAGAUUUUUUUUUUCUAUAUAUAUAUAUAUUUUUAUUUGUGUAAAAAUCAACGCAUUUUUAUCUACACGUCGACAUUUUUAUCCUGGAAAUUAAUAUGUACUCUGGCAGACAUAUAGAAAUAUUAAUACCGCGGGUUUAAUUAAA